UUUAAGGAAAACUGGUAAAUUAUAGUGUCUACGAUAGUCUGUAGUUGAGGCGUUUAGGGGACGUUGUAAAUUGUAGCUAUACAAAGUAACCUGGUUUACACUCUCCCCCCCUGAGUCUCUGCAUGCACGUCGGUCACACACCGCGCCACCCACCACCACCAAGUAAAUUCUCAACCUGUGGGAAACACCGGGACCCAUACCUGACUGCGGAGAUGAUUCCCUCAGCGACCUGACUUGCCAAAUAUGUGGGUUGGCAAAAUUUCAGUGUCACCGUCGAUUAGAAAACGACAUCGCGGACGAAAUACUAGCUAAAACAACAGCAAGCUGAGUAGUAUGCUGGACGUGGGGAAGUGGCCAGUCUUUGCACUCCUUCCUCCUGAGGAACUUCGGCUUAUCCGGCAGGCUUGUGUCUUUGGCAGCGCUGCAAAUGAAGCCCUCUAUGUCACAGUUAAUGAUGAGGUCUUUGCUUUGGGCACCAACUGCAGCGGCUGUUUAGGGCUCGGAGAUCUUCAAAGCACUAUCGAGCCGCGCAGGAUUGACGUCCUGUGUGGAAAGAAGAUUGUGUCCCUAAGCUAUGGAACAGGACCACAUGUGGUUGUCGCUACUUCAGAUGGAGAGGUGUUUGCUUGGGGCCACAAUGGCUACAGCCAACUUGGCAACGGGACCACCAACCACGGACUGACCCCUGCCCUGGUGUCCACCAAUCUCCUUAGCAAGAGAGUGACAGAGGUGGCCUGUGGCUCCCACCAUACUAUCGCCCUCACAACUGAUGGAGAGGUGUACGCGUGGGGUUACAACAACUCAGGCCAAGUCGGUUCAGGGUCUACUGCCAACCAGCCAACGCCACGCCGGGUCAGCAGCUGCCUGCAGAACAAAGUGGUGGUCAACAUAGCCUGUGGUCAGCUCUGCUCUAUGGCUGUACUGGACAAUGGAGAGAUCUACGGUUGGGGCUACAAUUGCAACGGACAGUUAGGUCUGGGCAACAAUGGAAAUCAGCAGACCCCAUGCAGGAUCGCUGCUCUCCAAGGUGUCAACAUCAUCCAGGUUGCUUGUGGAUACGCACAUACAUUGGCACUUACAGAUGAAGGGUUUGUUUACGCCUGGGGAGCCAACUCAUAUGGGCAGUUGGGAACGGGCAAUAAGAGUAACCAAGCUCUUCCCACCCUAAUAAACACAGACAAGGAGAGGAUAGUGGAGGUAGCUGCAUGUCACACCAGCCACACGUCUGCUGCCAAGACCCAGAGCGGCCAGGUUCUGAUGUGGGGUCAGUGUCGAGGUCAGGCUGUGGCCAGCCCCCACCUCACCCAUUUCAGCAGCACAGACGAUGUGUUCGCCUGUUUCGCCACACCAGCAGUCACGUGGCACCUCCUGUCAGUAGAUGGUGAUGACUACCUGACUGUUGCCCAGUCUUUGAAGAAGGAGUUUGACAGUCCAGAGAUUUCAGACCUGAAGUUCUUGGUUGAUGGGAAGUGUAUCCAUGUUCACAAAGCCCUGCUAAAAAUCAGGUGUGAACAUUUUCGUGCACUGCUGAAUGAAACAGAUGAGGACUCCAUAGAAAUCCAUCAGUUCUCAUACCUGGUAUACCGAGCCUUUCUGGAGUACCUCUACACAGAUACCAUUAACCUGCCACCAGAGGAUGCUAUUGGGUUGCUAGACCUAGCUACGUUUUACAGAGAGACGAGGCUGAAGAGGCUGUGCCAGGAAACAAUCAAGAGAGGCAUCUCUGAGGAGAACGCCAUCACUCUGCUCUCUGCUGCUGUCAAGUAUGAGGCGCGGCCCUCUUCAUUUUUAGGACCUGGAGGAGUUCUGCUUCAAGUUUUGCGUCAACCACCUAACAGCUGUGACGCAGACCCAGGCCUUUGCAGACAUGGACCACGAGCUGCUCAAGAACUUCAUUAGUAAAGCCAGCCGCUACGGGGCCUUCAAAAACUGACUAGGGUGCCCUCGUAGCGAUGGAUUCAACACGAUGGGCUUAAAACUCACAGAGGUCCUGAGAGUUGACCCUUGACCGAAGUAAACAGCAGGCUGAUCAGCUCUUCAAAGCCUUGUUGCUGUGGAUGUAAACACCGGAAAGGCAAAUGGUUUCAGGUUUCAACCUCUAACCGAUGCCUCUGUGUUACUGUCCUAAACCUAGCCCAAACAAAACCGUUGCUUUGGGCGUAAAUAUUGGGUUACAUCACUCAUCUAGUCACAUGCAAACUGUGAAGAGGCUGAACAGAAAGAUGUGCAACAGUGAUUAUCUUACUGUUGUAUUUUUAUCACUGACAACGUGUUCAUCUGCCUCACAGUAACAAACCAGUUAUUGGAGACAGGAUGAAUGGAAAUGCUGUAUACUAAAACAUAAUCCAUUGCAAUGUAAAGGGUUUGAUAUUGAGGUAUAUGUAAUUCUUAUCACACUGCCCUUGUGUCAGUGAAGUGAAAAAAAAAUUGAAAAUCAAAGCGCAUUUUAGUGCUGUAGUGUAAUACGUCUGAUCAGUAGUGACAGGAAGUGAUCAGCAAUAAACAAUAUUCACAUUGUGCUGCUUUCUUUGAAGCCUUGAUUCUCAAACGUUCUGGAUUGAGAAGUAGUGUUACAUGAGGAGAGAAAUGCAAGCCGUUCCUCUGUUUUAGAAAAGUGCAACUUAAUGUACUUAUGUUUGAGACCUUUUUUUACUGAACUUUUAAAGUUUGUAUUUGAUCAAUGAUAAUAUCAGUUGUCUCUCAUAAGUUUUAGUUGAAUUUUGCCACUCACGCGUUCCAUAGGGUAGUUAUUCACCUUUGCCAUCCAAACUUAUGGUUACUGUUCGAUGUUUGUAUUGACUAACAUGUGCACAGUUCUGCUGUAGACGGUUGCUUCGGCUCAUGUCAGCAGACUGAAAAAAGGUGCAUCCAGUCCUAAGUCAUACCUUAUGAGAGAUAAGGACAUCCUACUGCAUGUUUACUUGUGUUCAGAUUAACCCUCUGCGCAGCUGGAAACAGUGUCCGACUUAAACAAGCAUAUUGGUUCCUGUGUACCCUGGCUGUGAUGUUACAAUAUAGAUGCAGCUGAUUUUACAGUUGGGUUUCCUUGCAAUUCGGUAUGUUUACAAAAGUUUUUUUUUUUUUUUUUUAAUUGUUAAUAUGUUGGCAGCAUACUUCUGGUUCUUAUUACAUGUGUUUCUUUAUAUCUCUCCCCUGGUAGCACCUUGUGGUAAUGAAAAACAAUGCUGGUUUAGUGUAAUUGCAGACCGCCUGUGUUGAAUAUGACCCAAGUCUCAUAGGACCACAAGGUCUUUAAAUGUAGUUAGCAGAUAAUUCCCAUUCACAUUAGACUUCCAAAAUCUGUCUGAAUAGAAUUUAACAAAAUGCUUUCACUUUAACAAGCCAAUUAUUGUAUUUUUGGAACAUUUUGAUAAUUAAUAAAAACUGCCUGUGUUCACAUUUUGUAUGGAAAAUGCUGUAAGCUGCUUCUGAUGGUAACAUUUGACAAUCUAAAAUGUAAUAAAAGGAAAAACUAAAUAA
Molecule: messenger RNA, 3480 nt
Organism: Thunnus maccoyii (southern bluefin tuna)
Lineage: Eukaryota; Metazoa; Chordata; Actinopteri; Scombriformes; Scombridae
Gene: rcbtb2
Product: regulator of chromosome condensation (RCC1) and BTB (POZ) domain containing protein 2
Exons: 12
Coding region: 334-1899 (521 amino acids)
Molecular function (GO): protein binding
Source: RefSeq, a predicted model, not a curated record